Messenger RNA from Xyrauchen texanus (razorback sucker), 3687 nucleotides. Its product is annotated as piggyBac transposable element-derived protein 4-like. Lineage: Eukaryota; Metazoa; Chordata; Actinopteri; Cypriniformes; Catostomidae. The record is from RefSeq and is a predicted model, not a curated record. The transcript has 4 exons. Bases 767 to 2485 code for a protein of 572 amino acids.
AGAAGAAGAAGAAAGAAGAAUUUGCGCUCUCAGUCGGUAAAUGUUCAGCGUGUUCAACAUAAUUCAUCUGUUUGUGUUGUUUUGUUCAGAUUUUCAUCAUGAGAGAGUUGAAUAAAGAAGUGAUGAAGACCAAACCGAUGGAGAGAGACAGUUUACAGGUUAAACAUUCAUUAUCGUGACAGUAAUCAGGGUGAUCAAACCUCCACAGAGUCUCUGACUUCUGUCUGUAACGCUGGAGAACAGCAGAUGCUGCAGACACCAGUGAAGAUUGAAGUGAAACCGGAGGAGAUAAAAGAAGAAAACACAGCAGAAGAACCGCAAACAUUAGUGAAGCUUGAAUUGAAACAGGAGGAGAUAAAAGAAAACACAGCAGAGGAACAACAGAGAACUGAUGAUGAUGAACAGCAGAUGCUGCAGACACCAGUGAAGAUUGAAGUGAAACCGGAGGAGAUAAAAGAAAACACAGCAGAGGAACAACAGAGAACUGAUGAAGGUGAUGAUGAUGAUGAUGAUGAACAGCAGAUGUUGCAGACAUCAGUGAAGAUUGAAGUGAAACCGGAGGAGAUAAAAGAAAACGCAGCAGAGGAACAACAGAGAACUGAUGAAGAUGAUGAUGAUGAUGAACAGCAGAUGUUGCAGACACCAGUGAAGAUGUGUUCAGUGAAGUUGGUCGACUGCAGAAACCUGAUCAAGAUGAGGAGAAACCACAACAGAUGAACAAGAGAGUGAUGAUGAUGUCAUUCAUUCGGGUGAGGGAGCUCUUCAGAUGGACCUGGAUAGUGACGAAGAGUUCACAUUAUCCUCCGAAGAAGAGCAGGACUCCGAAGAAGAACGUUUGCAUUUUAAAGAGCGACUUGAUCCAGCCGAGGAUGCAAUUUUGGACGACUAUAAUAAUGAUAGUGAUCAGUCACCUGUUGCAAAGAGGGCCAAGAGAAUCAUUCAGGCGAGCAACAGGCAAUCCACUCUGUCAUGGAAAAAAGAGAAUGAUAUUGACAUGGUUCCACAGACUCUGAGAUUCCUGCCUGCGCGGGAACCUGGACCACAGCUGAGUCCUGCUGAUGCGCACACUCCACAGAGUCUCUUCAAAAAGUUUUUUUCUGAGAAUGCAGUGUUAACUCUGUGCCACAACACCAAUGCUCAAGCUGCCAGGUCAAAAGCAAUGGGCCGCAAAUAUAAGUGGAUAGAUGUCAGCAUCAGUGAGAUGUACGGCUACAUUGGCCUGCUGUUUUACAUGGCCAUGGUAAAGGUGAGAAACAUCAAAGACUACUGGCGGAAAGACAAUGUUUUCUCUGUGCCUUUUCCUGUCACAGUCAUGUCAAGAGAAAGAUUUCGCACCAUUUCAUGGAAUGUGCAGAUGAGUCACCCAGAUGCAGAUAAAGAAAAUGACAGAAAAAGGGGCACAGAUGAAUAUGACCAUCUUUUCAGAGUCAAACCUCUCAUGGACUCUAUCCGUCACACUUGUAAAGCCAUCUAUCAUCCUAGAAGAAAUUUAGCUCUGGAUGAAAGAAUGGUGAUAUAUAAAGCAAACCUAGGAAAGACAUCGUACACGAAAGCCAAGCCACCCACGUGGGGCUUCAAGGUGUUUGCCCUUGCUGAUUCAUCAAAUGGAUACACUGUGGACUUUUCUGUGUACAUAGGAAAAAACGACUUUCCCAUAGGCCAUGGAAUAUCAUAUGAUGUUGUGACAUCUCUUAUGGACUGUACAUUUUUAGGCUCUGGGUACCAUGUGUACAUGAACCAUUUCUUCACGAGUCCAAAGCUCCUGACAGACUUGUUUGCCAUGAAGAUUGGUGCUUGUGGGACUUACAUAGACUCUAGGAAUGACUUCCCACGGGAUGCAACUAAUUCACUCUCCAAAAAAUCUGCUAGGGGAUCCAUCAGGUGGAUACGGGAUGGACCUCUUUUAUUUGUGAAGUGGAUGGACACACGAGAGGUAUCUGUCUGUUCUACUAUCCAUUCUGCUUAUACAGGCGAGACUGUGCAGAGGAAGGUGAAAUCACAAGAUACAUGGAGGACAAAGACAUUUCCAUGUCCUGACCCUGUGACUGCCUACAACCAACACAUGAGGGGCAUUGACCUGUCUGAUCAGCUGUUACAUGGAUCUGUUACGCAACAAAAAACCAUGAUGUGGUACAGGAAGAUCUUUCUACACUUAUUGGACAUCGCUUCCACCAAUGCUUUCAUUAUGCACAAAGAGCUAUGUGGUAACAUGACCCACAAUGAGUUCAUGGAACAGCUUAUUGCAGAGCUCUGUGGUGUGUCACCGAAAGUAGCACCAAAACAGACCAGAAGUGACCAUGUACCGGUAGUUCUGCAGACAUCAAGUGUAAAGAAGAAUGCCUCAAUUGGUCGCCGUGUUUGCAUGUUUUGCAAAGUACAGAAUGGUAAAAGGCAGGCCACAUCUUGGAAAUGCCUGGCAUGUGAUGUUCACUUGUGUCUUCAUUUGAACAGGAACUGUUUUCAAAAAUGGCACACAGCCAUAUAACUGUUUUCUCAAGUCUGUGUGCUGUGAACUGCUCUUCAAAGUUUACAAUACUAUGUGAGCGAGUAUCUUACCGAUCUAAAGCUUUUAAAAGGUAGUGGAGGUCUAAAGUUUUUAAGUAAAGUCUUUGUGUAAAGAACAUGUUUAUUCAGAUUACUACUUUCAAGAUUCUUCUUGAUUUUGUGAAUAAGCUAAAACAAUACAUUAAAUCAUUUAGUCUCCUCACAUUCAUUCUCUGUCACAUUCCUCAUUGAUGGGUCCAGGGGAGGGAUCUUUUGUCUCAGGUGUGAAUCACCUCAAUAUUCAUGAUCAUUCACACCACCUCACAUAUGGCCCUUCUAACACUCAGUGUCUUACAAAAGUUAAAUGACUUGUUUUGUGUGAAUGAGUGAUCAGGAUGGUUUUCAAGUCAAGUGGAGCUAGAUUAAUAUGGGCAGUUUGUUCAAUUUGUAGCAAAAACUCCAAGCUACAAGAUCCAGUAAUGUGUUUUUAAGCAACUGAAAAAAGAAACCAAUGCAAGGCAUGUCAACUUCUCCAGGGCCCAAAAACACCAUCAGACCCCAGAGGGUUAAAGUGUUUUCUGAAGUGUACAUGUGCGCAUGUGAUACAGUGUGUUUCAAGCGUGAGUGAAUUUGCACUGGGUUUACAGAUGAUUGUACUAGAUUAAACCGUAUAUAAACUGAAUAUAAUGCCAAGUGUCCUAUACAUUUUAAGUGUCCUUAAAAAUCAUAUUUCAAUAAAAUAGUCAAAGAUUAAUUGAUUAUCAAAAUAAUCGUUAGUUGCAGCUCUAGUUCAAUUACUGUUAAUAAUAACUUGAACGGAAAAUAGGGCUGGGCGAUACGUAAAAAAUAUAUUCCCGGUAAUCACCUUAAAAAAGCAAAUUAACAGUUAAAUUUAACAUAUACAAACCUAGAGAAGCAGAAGACACAUGUGAAGAUACAUUUGGAUUUAUAUUCUGCAUUUAACACCAUCCAACUGCACAUUUUAGCAAAGAGACUAGAAACACGGUUAACAAGAGAAUUAUGCUAUGGAUACCUGAUUUCUUAAGCUAAAGGGCCCAACAGAUAGGACAGUAUCUCUUUGAGAAAAUUAUCCCUAGUGUAAUAUCUGUACUCAAUAAUGUGCAGUAAUAUUGAGCUUUUCUUAUGUUGUUUUGUGCUGUUGUUUUUUUAUGAUGUCUGUGGUGUGAGUAUUGAGAACUGUCA